AGUCCCCGCGGCCGAGGCCCCCGCGGCCGCCUCGGCGCCGCCUGUCGGCAUUAGCGCAGGCAUUAGCGUGAGCGGCUCGCGGGGCCUCGGGCGGCGGGCGCCAUGGACGACGAGGAGGAGACGUACCGGCUGUGGAAGAUCCGUAAGACCAUCAUGCAGCUCUGCCACGACCGGGGCUACCUGGUGACCCAGGACGAGCUGGACCAGACGCUGGAGGAGUUCAAGGCGCAGUUCGGUGACAAGCCUAGCGAGGGCCGGCCCCGACGCACCGACCUGACGGUGCUGGUGGCUCACAACGACGACCCCACCGACCAGAUGUUCGUCUUCUUCCCGGAGGAGCCCAAGGUCGGGAUAAAGACGAUCAAGAUGUACUGCCAGAGGAUGCAGGAGGAGAACAUCACCCGGGCGCUGAUCGUGGUGCAGCAAGGCAUGACCCCAUCGGCCAAGCAGUCCCUGGUAGACAUGGCUCCCAAAUACAUCCUGGAGCAGUUCCUGCAGCAAGAGCUUCUGAUCAACAUCACAGAACACGAGUUGGUCCCGGAGCACGUGGUCAUGACAAAGGAAGAAGUAACCGAGCUACUGGCCCGAUAUAAGCUGAGAGAGAACCAGCUCCCGAGGAUACAGGCCGGGGAUCCCGUGGCACGGUACUUCGGAAUAAAGCGUGGUCAGGUAGUGAAGAUCAUAAGACCGAGUGAGACUGCGGGCCGCUACAUCACCUACAGACUGGUGCAGUAACGUGGAGCUGCCGGGUCUCUUGAGGGUUUUAAACUUCAGUUUACUUGCUAGAAAUACUUGGAGUGCUCAGCCUCCUGCAGUCAUGGGUGCACGAGUCUGGAAGACUGAUCUCCAGGACAAAUGGGUUGGAACACACUGACUUUUAUUCUUCUUUUUUUUGAAGCAUGUCAAUCUGAACACAGCAAAACACGUAACGCAGCUUCGUACAGCAGUACAGGCAUGUCGUAACAAACACGCUUGGCUUUUUCCACACUGAAUUAAUAUACAACUAGAAGGGUGCCUGUUACCGUGUGAAGCUCAAGCGUAGCUUUUGUCCCUUCCCUCACUCGCACUCACCCUCACCCACCCUCGCACACACACGUGGUACCGCCCGUGGCAGCAGGAGAGGGCAGUCGGCCUCGUUCCUCUCGCUACCGUGGAAAUGACCCACUGGAAAAAUCCAACCGACUGAAGAGCUGUGGAGCUGAACAUCCCACGGGUAUAUCUAGCUCUUCUUUGGCUCAGUUAUAAACCGUUUGCUGUAAAUUAA
Grus americana (Whooping crane) is the source of this 1264-nucleotide messenger RNA. It is a transcript of the gene POLR2E, whose product is annotated as RNA polymerase II, I and III subunit E. Gene Ontology annotation, molecular function: DNA binding; DNA-directed RNA polymerase activity. Gene Ontology annotation, cellular component: RNA polymerase I complex; RNA polymerase II, core complex; RNA polymerase III complex. Lineage: Eukaryota; Metazoa; Chordata; Aves; Gruiformes; Gruidae. Gene Ontology annotation, biological process: DNA-templated transcription. The record is from RefSeq and is a predicted model, not a curated record. Bases 103 to 735 code for a protein of 210 amino acids. The transcript has 8 exons.